AUGAAGCAAGUUAAAUUCGUCCCACACCAAUCUCAAUGGACCGAUGAAGAGUUUCAAGUCAUGGUUGAAGGCGUUGAGAACGACAUAGACGGCGAACUUGAAAGAGCUCAAACCACAAUUGCAACCAAAAUUGCAGAAGUCAAGGAACAGAUAGCUCCACUUAAAGCUACCAAAGCUACUCUUGACCUCAUGGAUACUUACCGUUUAGAUGUCAAGAGAGGAAUAAGACAAUUAAAAUUAAAACUCUUAAAUUACGAAGCUAUACUCCAGAAGUUAGCAGAAAUGAGAAGACUUUACCAGAGCUACUUACAUGUAAGGGACUUACCUUCAAGCAGUCCGACCAAAGAUGAAUUUUCUGACAUUGUCCCAAUUUUGUCCGAAAGUCAGCUCAUAUGUUUUGAACUGCUCCCAACAUAUCCAGAAUAUGAACGUUUGCCUGAACGAGUGUGGUAG
Trichomonas vaginalis G3 is the source of this 453-nucleotide messenger RNA. RefSeq lists its product as uncharacterized. The coding region runs from base 1 to 453 and encodes 150 amino acids. The record is from RefSeq and is a predicted model, not a curated record. The transcript has a single exon. NCBI's taxonomy places the organism in Eukaryota, Parabasalia, Trichomonadida, Trichomonadidae.